Molecule: messenger RNA, 974 nt
Organism: Rhododendron vialii
Lineage: Eukaryota; Viridiplantae; Streptophyta; Magnoliopsida; Ericales; Ericaceae
Product: fruit protein pKIWI501-like
Exons: 2
Coding region: 49-549 (166 amino acids)
Source: RefSeq, a predicted model, not a curated record
CUCUCUCUCUCUCUCUCUCUCUCUGUAUAUCCAACUUUUGUUUUUCCAAUGGCCACUGUUGAGGUUUCACCUGUUCCCACCUCAUGGCCAGAAAAUGUCACAACUGAGGUGGUGACCAAGCCCUUGGAGGAGACACAGCCAGAAGAGUCAGUAGCCGUGGUUGCACCACCACCACCUGCUCCGGAGGAGCCAGUGACUGAACAACCAAAGGAGGUAGAAGCCGAAGCAGAACAACCACCAGUUGAUGCCACAGAGGCCGAAGCUCCUCCGGUCGAGACUAAUAAGGAGGAGGAAGUAGUUGAUGUGGAAGAGGAACCCAAAGUUGAUGUUGAAGAGCCAGCGGUAGUGGUGGAGAAAGCAUUAGAAGAGGAGGUUCUAGAGGUGAAGGCAGAGGCUGUUGUUGGAGAAGAAACUACCAAAAAACCCGUCGAUGCACCGGAAGCCCCGGCCGAGGAACCGGCAGAAGAGAAACCAAAUGAAGCAGUGGAGGUGGAAGCUAAAGAAGAAGUUCUCGUUGAGAAGAGUGAAGAAUAUAGUCACAAUGUCUGAAGUGGGACUACAGAAGAAGUUAGUACUGCGAGAAAGUAUUUUGCGAAACAGUUAUAUAGACCUUCCAUCUCACCAAAAACAUGUGGGUGUGAGCCUUGGGGGAGGACCAACAUGUUUCGUGAGAGGAUGGCCAGAUAUCCGUUUCGUGUAGUACGUAAUACUUUCCCAGUGGAAUGGUGCGUGGUUUCACUAGCUAGGAUUGUAUGUCGGUUUUAAGUUUUUAAUCUCGUUUAGUUUAUUUGGAUUAUCAUUGUUGUUGUUGCUAUAUAUUAUGAUUGGUAUUGGUAUGAUUAUUAGGGUAAUGUUGUUUAUGGAUGGGGAUGGGGUUGGGGAUGGGGUUGGGGAUGGGGUUGGGAAGCAAGCAAGCACAAUGUUGUACUUUUGAUUUCCAAUGAAUAAAUACUCCUAGUAGUAUAUUUUGUUAA